AUGUCUCGCUCGCCAGGUCCCGUCGUCUACAACGCACCCGCAGGCCUCCAGGCCAGCCCGUAUAAGGCUCAUACGAUCAGCAAUCACGACCCACGAAAGCACGGACAGGACCUCCAGCCGAACACCACUCUCGACCGCCGCCUGCAAGGGAAGUCGAGUAUGGGAACCACAAUUCUCGUCGAGUUUCAAACCUUUGUCGAAGAGCUCCUCCCGCCUCUCCGGGCCAGAAAGUCGAAGCUCCCCAAGCAAACAGUUCAGACGGCAAAAAAGGACCUGCUUGAUUUGUUCUACAAGUUUACGCCGGACAAAAAACCUAUAAACCCCAAUGAGGAUGCUAUAGCAUGCGCGGUCGUGAAAAUCAUCAACGACAUGAAGUUGCCAAAGGGCUACCAGGCCGCGCUUUCCCAGUUCAUGCCUGAUCUGACCGACGAGACCGGCUCGAAAGUCGACGCUGCACUCUAUCCCAAAGGCAAGGUCCCGUCAAACGGCCGACCAGACUGGACGCACUGUCGGCUCUACAUGGAGUUCAAAGUAGGCAACACCAAGUACGACCCGUGGGAUGAUAGAGAAGGGGUGUCGGCUGAGUCGGAAAGGAAGUCGCGCGCCGCCGUCCGUGCGCAGCUCAUCGCGUACGCCCACCACACGUUUCGCUACCAGCACCGCACGAAGCUCUACUCGCUCUUCAUCAUCGGGGACGCGUUUCGAGCUGCCCGCUGGGAUAGGUCUGGGGUCAUUGUGUCCAGGAAGGUCAACUACGUCGUCAACCCUGAGCUUCUGCUCCAGUUUCUCUGGCACUUCGCACAUCUCGACGACGUUCAGCAGGGGAUGGAUCCGACCGUGGACUUGCUCGAACCCGAUUCACAUGCCUUCAGGAUGAUGGACUACCUCGCUCGACCCGAUCCGUCCGUGGACGUUGACUACAUGGAACCUGGGACCCACUGGCCGACGCCUUCUGUUCCUCCCUCCGCAAGCUCUGCAACUACUGCACCCAACACUUCUCAUCCGCCGUCUGCAGUAGCUGACAGCACUCCCGGCACGUCGUCCGAUACAGGCGGUGGAAACGGUGGCCUGCCGCCUUCUACUCCCGGUGAUAAGGAAGGGGUGUGGGCUCGUCGCACGAGGUCAUCGUCGAAGGUGGCUGCUAUGCCACCGCCCAUUCCGCCUCCGACUCCGCCACCAGCCGAAGACAUGAACACCCCCCCUGUGGGUAAAGACCCCGACCUGGCGGUAGUCGAGGAGUUCACCGGCGAUCCCCGCGUGUUCAAGUACGUCCGGGAGAUGUUCAGGGAGUCCCUCAAGAAGGGUUGGCCACGCUACAAGAUUCGCGUCGGCAAAGACAAGCGCGUCUUUCUCGUCGGCAGACACAUAUUCUGCUCAUCAUCGAUGUUCGGCCGCGCCACUCGAGGAUAUAUCGCCGUCGACGCGCGUACGCGGCGGUUCGUCUUCCUGAAGGACUCGUGGAGACCUUACUACGAGGGUGUCGAGCCGGAGGGCACCUACCUCGCUAUGUUCGCCAAUCAACACGAUAUGGUUGUCCCCACCCUCAUCUGUCACGGCGACGUGGAGGGACAGCGCGCGUUCACAGCUAUCUAUGAGGGAGACCCGCAGAGGAAAAUAAGGGACAACCAACGUCGCCUCGCCGCCCAGGCCAAGAAUACGUCAGCCGGCAAGGUCGUCAGACGAGGCAGCACCAAGAAACGUCCCCAUGAGGAAGAGGACGAAGCUGAGCCGUCAUCCGGCGAUACAACCGCGCCCGCGCCCCUUGCAGAAAACGAAGAUCGCUUGCGCCACCAUAUCCACUACCGCACCGUCGUGCAGGACGUGUGUCUGCCCUUCGACAAGUUCUGCUCGACGAAGCAGUUCAUCCGCCUGAUGUUCGACUGCGUGCAGACACAUCAACAGGCGUACCUGAAGUUCGGACUGCUGCAUCGUGACAUUAGCGCCGGGAACGUACUUAUUCUCCCGCGGCAUACUGUCAACAAGAAGGGCAAAGAGGUCGUCCGAUGGUUCGGCCUUUUGACGGACUGGGAGUUGGCGAAAAUCGUGCCGAAGGAUGGCGAGGAUGAUAAGGCGAGGCAACCUGAGCGAACGGGAACUUGGCAGUUCAUGUCCGUCGCGUCCGUCGCAUCGCAAUGGACGCUCCCUAUCUCCGUAGCCGAUGAACUGGAGUCUUUCUUCCACGUGAUGCUGUUCUACGCCGUGCGCUACCUCCCGCACACGAUGGUCAAUGUCCCCAAAUUCGUCAUCGCGUACUUUGAUACAUUCGAGCAAGACAACGACGGGACCCGACUUUGUAGUGCUACAAAGUGGAACGCUAUGAGGUGGAGAAUGAUUCGUUAUGGGAAGGGCCGCCGUCUCCUCUUCAAGAAGACCACGGGGCGAUCGGGCAACCCGCUCAACCGGUUAUUCGCCAGGUUUUUGACCGCCUUAUCAGCAAGAUACGAGCUGUUGGACUAUGCCAACGAGGCCCACGACAAACUUCCUUCUCCGGUCGAUUCUCUCACCGAAGUGGACGAAGACGAGGAAGACGAUGACUUCGAGAUCAACUACAACAAGCCAUGGUACGCCAAGGAGGACGAGGACGAGGACGAGGAGGACGAUGACCUAGCAGUCUAUGCGGAGGAGCCCUCCACGGCUACCUCAGCGACCGCGUCGCUCUUGAACACACACGACUUCUUCCUCAAUCGCUUUGCGAACGUACUCCAACUCGGUCGGAAACGCUGGGUCAACCCGGAUGCCCUUGGGAUCGAUCAGCUCGCAGGCUACGAGUCCAGGGCGAUCAUCGUGGCCAUGGAGGAGGCAGGCACGAGCACAGCAGGGCGCGCACGGGGUACACGUGAGUCGUCUGGUAGGGCGAGUAGCAAGCGGGCUAAGACGGGAAGUGGAUCGUCGUUGGGAGCUGUCCGCACCAGAGGCGUGGAGACCGAUUCCAACUUGGUGGUCUCACGCAGCAGGAAGGGAAAGGGUCGUGCCUGA
Trametes versicolor FP-101664 SS1 is the source of this 2976-nucleotide messenger RNA. RefSeq lists its product as uncharacterized. The record is from RefSeq and is a predicted model, not a curated record. Gene Ontology annotation, biological process: protein phosphorylation. Gene Ontology annotation, molecular function: protein kinase activity. The transcript has 4 exons. The coding region runs from base 1 to 2976 and encodes 991 amino acids. Lineage: Eukaryota; Fungi; Basidiomycota; Agaricomycetes; Polyporales; Polyporaceae.